Messenger RNA from Lobosporangium transversale, 801 nucleotides. RefSeq lists its product as hypothetical. Gene Ontology annotation, biological process: U6 snRNA 3'-end processing. Bases 33 to 758 code for a protein of 241 amino acids. Gene Ontology annotation, molecular function: 3'-5'-RNA exonuclease activity. The record is from RefSeq and is a predicted model, not a curated record. NCBI's taxonomy places the organism in Eukaryota, Fungi, Mortierellomycota, Mortierellomycetes, Mortierellales, Mortierellaceae. The transcript is spliced from 5 exons. Gene Ontology annotation, cellular component: nucleus.
CCCCCUUUCUACACAUUCGUCUAGUUCUUGGAAUGCCAUUGGUUGACUAUGGAAGCUCAUCGGACGAAGAUGAGAGACCAGUCUCUCAACCAAAUGUCAAGAGCGAUGGAAACGAUGCAAAUCGCAAGGGAGUUAAGCGCUCAUUGCAGAAUGAGAGCGAGGUUGCUUCACACAAAAGACCCAAGGCUCUUCCUCCACUUCCAGUAUCUUUAACUAAUCUUUUCAAAGACAGAGAGCGUCAACCUGACAACCCUGAAAGACAUCAAGGAAGAAUUAGAAAUCGUGCACACAUUGAUGGUUCUUGGCCUGUUCAUGUCUAUCUGGAGGUUAAGCUAUCAAGCGAGCUCUUUGAUAUCGUAAAAACUUUGACUAAAAGAGCACGGGAAAUGGCCCCAAACACCGUUUCGUUACUUCAGUCAUUGGAAUCAGUUAAAGACUCGAAAGCAAUACCAAUAGAAGCAGAAACAGCGGCGGAUGCGACUGAGUUACAUAUCAGCCUAACUAGACCUCUAUAUCUACAGGAGCUACACCUUGGCGGAUUCAUGUCAGAUAUCCGAACAGCCUUUAAGAAUAAGAAAAGGUUUAGUUUGUCAUUCUCGGGUGUCCAAAGCUUCGCGAAUGAUGAGAAAACAAGGUCGUUCUUGAGUUUACGAGUGGGAUCAGGGCAUGCAGAGUUGGUAUUGUACCGAGUAGAUAGAAAAUCUUGUGGCAGAGAUGGAUACCAUUGUGCAACGAUACUCACAACCCAGAUUUUAUGACGACCCUGAGCUUCACGCCAGCUUUGCAUGGGCUGUAGGUGGC